Molecule: messenger RNA, 3266 nt
Organism: Pseudopodoces humilis (Tibetan ground-tit)
Lineage: Eukaryota; Metazoa; Chordata; Aves; Passeriformes; Paridae
Gene: SLC49A4
Product: solute carrier family 49 member 4
Cellular component (GO): membrane; intracellular membrane-bounded organelle
Source: RefSeq, a predicted model, not a curated record
AUGGGGCUGGGCUGGAGCAGCGCGGAGGAGCGGCGGCCCCUCCUGCCGCCGCCACCGCAGCAGCCGCGGCCGCAGCCGCGGGGGCCGGCGGGGGGCCCGGCGGGGCGGCUGCCGCCGCUGUCGGGCCGUGUGUACGGGCGGCGGUGGCUGGUGCUGCUGCUGUUCUCGCUGCUGGGCUUCGCGCAGGGCCUGGUGUGGAACACCUGGGGCCCUAUCCAGAACUCGGCCCGCCUGGCCUUCGGCUUCAGCGGCUGGGACAUCGCCCUGCUCGUCUUCUGGGGGCCCAUCGGCUUCGCGCCCUGCUUCUUCUUCAUGUGGCUCAUGGACAAGAAGGGUCUGAGGGUAACAGUGUUACUAACAUCAUCCCUCAUGGUGUUGGGAGCUGGCCUGAGAUGUGUUCCAGUUUCAGACAUAGAAAUUAGGAAGAAGCUGAUCCACGGAGGGCAGCUGUUAAACGGCUUGGCGGGGCCCACGGUGAUGAACGCGGCUCCGUUCCUUUCCACGACGUGGUUUUCUCCGGACGAGCGUGCCACAGCCACGGCCAUCGCCUCGCUGCUCAACUCCCUGGGCUCUGCUGCUGCCUUCCUGGUGGGGCCUCUGGUGGUGCCACCUCCCAACGGCACAGCUCACCUGCUGUCACAGAGCAACACCCAGCACAUCAAGGACCGCAUCGAGGCCAUGCUCUAUGCAGAAUUUGGAAUGGUUUCCCUGAUAUUUUCUGCAGCGUUGGCCUACUUCCCCUCGCGCCCUCCAUUUCCCCCCAGUGUGGCUGCAGCGAGCCAGCGGCUCAGCUACAGGAGAAGUUUUUGCAGACUCUUAAGCAAUUUCCGAUUCUUGAUGAUUGCUUUAGCCUAUGCGAUACCACUGGGUGUUUUCUCUGGCUGGUCUGGUGUUCUGGAUUUGAUAUUAACACCCAUUCAUGUAAGCCAGGUGGAUGCAGGCUGGAUUGGAUUUUGGUCUACAGUUGGAGGUUGUGUUGUUGGCAUAGCAAUGGCAAGAUUUGCAGAUUUUAUCAGGGGCAUGCUGAAGUUCAUACUGCUGCUGCUUUUAUCUGGAGCAACAUUGGCAUCAACCUGGUUCACUCUCACCUGUCUAACUACUGUCACUCAUCUGCCUUUAACCACAGCUACACUGUACACAUCCUGCAUUUUGCUGGGUAUAUUCCUCAACAGCAGCGUACCAAUAUUCUUUGAGCUCUUUGUGGAGACAGUCUACCCUGUUCCAGAAGGAAUAAGCUGUGGAGUUGUCACCUUUUUGAGUAAUGUGUUCAUGGGAGUGCUUUUGUUUUUCCUCACAUUUUACCAUACAGAGUUUUCCUGGUUCAACUGGUGCCUGCCAGGGUCGUGUCUGCUCAGCCUGCUCCUCAUCCUGUGCUUCCGCGAGUCCUACGACAGACUCUAUCUCGACGUCGUCGUCUCCGUGUGAUCACACCAGACUGGUGAGGGCUUGGAAGAGACUGGAAGUCGGCUUUGCAGUCUGCACAUCUGCCUGGAUUUGCACAGCUGAACAGCAGAAAAACAAAGAAAUUUCAAGACUUAAUCAUGGCUUUAUUUAGAGAGGGUGAGGGACGGGUUGUUCUUACGUUCAAGACCAUCUUGAUUUGCCAUAAAUGUGGAGCUGGAGUGGUGAUGGUGACACCAAAAUGCACAAAGAGAAUCUCUCUGCUGUCCAGGUCCCUGUGCCAGAGCUGGGGCUCUCUGUUGAGGAGGCUGUUGAUGUAGCAGUGAGGUGUAUGUUGUGUAUGUGUGUGUGUGUCUGUGUGCACCUGUGUGCUGACUCACAGUUCUACACACCUGGGUACCAGUAAUCUUCAGAGUCUUCUAUCAGAAUAAAAAUAGGGAAUAAUCUUAACAAAAGGAAAAAAAUAAGAAAAAUCUUUUCUUCAAGAGCUCUUUAAAAUCACUAGUCAUUUAUAUAUUGAAUGUCCGUUAAACAGUUAAGCUAAAAUGAUUUGGUGCUUGUACACUACAUUUACAUUCUAAUAAAGUGGGUUCUGAUAUAAGACACUGGUACACAGGGGUUUUAGCCAUACUAAAUAGCCCAAAUAAUCCUUGCAGUGUUAUUAGAGGUGUUUGUUACCACCCUGGAGCACAAGUAAACAAUAGCUUUAGCUGCCACUGAAUCCCAACCUCCACCCACAGUCAUCUCUGAAAUGCCACCAUAGUUCCAUAUCUCCUGAAUAUGGAGCAUCUGAGGUGUACUGGAGUGUCACUCUAGGUAAAAGUUGCUGUUCUAAAGGCCACCACUAUGUCACCUUUCCAUCCUCCAUCUCCAGUACUGCCUUUUUUACUGUUUGUGCCACUGAAUUCUGUGGUUGUGGAUGUCUGAGUCCUGCUAGUUCUCUCCUGAUACUCUAAGGUGUGUGUGGUUUUUAGGAUUAGUUUAUGACUGAGGGUGCCUAAACAAUAUUUCUUGUAACCUGUCUUGAAAAAUCACUGUUUCCUAACAAAACACCUUCCUAGUUGAGGAGGUGCAUUGAUGGCGAAAUGACAAUGAGUUUGACAAUGAGGAGUAACUCAUGAGUUCUGGCAUAAUAUGGGAAAUUAAUGCCAGCUCUUUUUAUCAGUACUAAUCUGUGGUCAUUCUGGCCCUUACUUGAACAUAAAUAUUAAAGACACUUUGAAAAGUUUUUUAACCCAAUUUUUAAACCUGCUAAUGAUUUCUUAAUUAUAUUCUUAGAUUUCAGUUCAGCAUAAUUUAAAAUAUUUCUGUAUGUGUGUGUGUGUUCUGUGCUUUGUGUUAGGGGGGUGUGUUUGUGUGUAUGGGGGUGUGCAUAUUUAUAUCAAUGUAUACACAAAUAAAACUUAUAUAUAUAAGAGAUACAUAUAUAUAUAAGUUGUGCAAGGGUAUGUGUUUCCCUAGGUUUACCCCAGGUGAUGCUGUCUGGGGAAGGUGAUGUGCCCUUGUUUGUAACUAAGUCACUGCCGUGAGUGGGAACGCGUCAUGCGCGGUCUGCGACAGGGAUUCUUUUCAGGGGCUGAAUGAUUUUCUGUCGUGGCAGUUCUGUGGCAGGGGGUGGGUGCAUGUGUUGGAGGAGGCUUUGCAUCUCUGGAAGUUGAAUCAAGCACCCUCUGCUCCUGUGUGGGGCUCUUUGCCCCUGCGGUGACACCAACAUGAUAAGCUCACUCAAAUAAACCCAGAACUACCUUUCAGACAUGGAUCUGUUCCUUCUGCCUGCUCUCCUUUUGCAGAGAGAAUACACCUCUAAGACUUAACUCAGGAGUGUAUCUGUGCAGUAAAAUAAAACAAGCUGUUCCUUGCUUUUA